GCGUGUGCGUAUGUCACAGAGAGACACAGUGUGUGUCACACACACACACACACACACACACAGAGAGAGAGAGAGAGAGAGAGAGAGAGAGAGAGAGAGANGAGAGAGAGAGAGAGAGAGAGAGAGAGAGAGAGAGAGAGAGAGAGAGAGAGAGAGAGAGAGAGAGUUGUCGUUUUGUUGUUUUGAUUUACCGAUGGCAACUACGUUUGAGGAUGGAGAGGUUGGGCUGGAGGAGGUGCAGGUUCUGGAAGGGCAUUCCGACCGGGUAUGGUAUGUUGCCUGGUCCCCUGACGGGCUUUCUCUGGCAUCCUGUGGCGGGGAUAAAACGGUUCGCAUAUGGGUUAAUCAUGGAACCGAGCGAGAGCCCCACUGGAUUUGCAAGUGCAUUUUGGACGAAUCCCACCAGCGGACGAUACGUGCAUGCGAGUGGUCCCCCUGUGGCAGGUACCUGGCGACGGCGGGGUUUGAUGCGAAGACCGCAAUUUGGGAGUCUGCAGAUGGAGCAGAGUUUGAAAUGACCACUGUCUUGGAGGGUCAUGAAAACGAAGUGAAAAGUGUUGCCUGGAGCAGGUCUGGCCAGUAUUUGGCCACAUGUAGUCGGGAUAAGAGUGUCUGGAUCUGGGAGAGACAGGAAGAGGAUGACUUUGCCUUCAUAUCUGUCCUCUAUGGUCACACUCAAGACGUGAAGAUGGUUAAAUGGCACCCCAAACACGACUUGGUAGUAUCCGCGAGCUACGACGAUACGAUAAAGGUGUGGGGCCAGAAAGCAGAGGAUAGUGACGAAGAUUGGGAAUGUGUGCAGACAUUAUCUGAUACCGUAGCUGCCGCCAAGGCUCAGCAGGAGGCAGCAGAGGCAGAACGUCAGCGGCUGGCCAAUGAGGCGGCAGCCCAAGCUCAGCAGACUGCUGAGGCUGACGCAGCGGCACGAGACCAACGGAAUGCCGCCAGUACGGAGUCCCUGAUUCAUAGUGAAAGUCAGUGGACAACGUUCCUCCAAGGCAUGAUCUUUGUGCCUUCGGACGCAAAGGCAGAUCCGACACCGGCGGAGGCAGAGAGGAUUCACCUGGCUAACUUGAUGCUGGGCAUGAUGAGAGGCAUCAUGUGGAAUAACACACUGCUGCAGGCACAUCUGCGCACGGAACGACAGCAGCGACAAAAGUACCAGAAGGACAUUGCUGUUUUAACAACUGCCAUCCGCACCGAAGCAACGCAGCAGCAGCAACAGCAUCAGCUGUUGAACUCCGCUCUCGCACGCAUCAACAGCAUGGAGGCUAACGCCUCAGCAGCGCCAGGCUGCACGACAGACGCGACGAAGCAACUCAAUGAGCGCAUCGAUCACGUCGUCACCAUCAUUGGCGACAUAGGUGUUUUCAAUAGGCCGGACACGAUCAGUAGCACGGUGGCCGCCAUCAAGACGGACAUCACCAAGCUGCAGACGAGACCGGACACCGCUACAAAGACUUACAAGAUGCCGCACUUCGACAUCAGCAAGUUUGACGACUACAACAAGUCGGACGCCUUGACAUGGUGGCAACGCUUCCUCACGGAAGCAUCAUGCCGCACUGUCCCGGCAGACGACAUGAUGAAGGCACUCUACUUGCAACUAAUUGGAGGAGCGCAGGCUUGGAUGAACCAUCUGGCGGCUACCAACAAAUGCACCAUCGCCGACCUCCACACGCACAUCACGUGGAAUGAGUUCGAGAAGCUAUGGUUCACCCGGUUCAUGGUCCGCAACGUAGUGAAGGCGGCCAUGAACGAGUUGUACACCUGCUCUCAAGGAAAUAUGCCAACUCGAGACUGGACAACCAAGUGGCAGAAGAUAGUGACCACGCCAGGAUUCGAUUUGAGUUUUUCAAAUCAACGAUCCGAGUUCUUCUCGCGAUCGUGCSCGGGACUGCGGUCGGCACUCGGCAACGAGUACGACUAUGACASGUUCCAGGCCAUUCUGGAUCGUGCGAACUUAGUCAUCCAAACGGAUGACAAGGCCGCAAACGAACGGCAGUCCCAGCCGCAUUAUGUGGCUAAGCAGAGCUAUCAACGUCCGRCACAUAACAAUGCCGUGAUUUCUGAAGAAACAGACGAUCUCCACGCUGCAGCAGCAUCCUCGAGUGAUGGAGGAAUUGUAGCAGCGCUCCCGCCGAAGCGAGGAGAAGGCUGUCGCGAUUCUCUGAGAGCAGAAGGAGAGAAAGGAGAAGAAAGCUAUAGAGAAACAGGCCAAGAAGCUGGCCUUGCUGGAAGGAGCAGCAGCCAAGAAGAAAAAGAUGGAGGAGGAGAUGGAGGCGUGGAAGAAGGAACAGGAGGCGAAGUUGGCCAAAGAAUUGGCCGAGAAGAAGAAGAGGAGGAAGAAAGCAAAGAAGAGGGGACCCCGCUACAGAGAGGAAAAGAGAAGCAAGCAGUAAGGGGCCCAAAAGAAAGGAAGGAGGAAAGAGGAGAAACGAGUACAAGCCUAGCCCCACCGGAAAAGGUGGAGAAGGCUGUGAAGGAAUGGGUGGCAGGACUAUCCCUUGGGGAAGAUAGGGAAUCAGAGUUGGCUGUUCCCCAAGCAGAAAGAGAAGCAACAAAAAUAGAGCUGGAAAGAGAGAGGAGCUCCCUGCAUCGUCAGGCCGCCGCCAUCCUCAGAGAGAGAAAAGAGAAGAAGGAACUCCUUAGACAGCCAAAGAUGAAGAUGAUAGCCGAGGAGAAGGCGGGGAAGAAGAAGUUGGAGGAGGAGAUGAAAAAAUUACAACAAGAAGAGGAGGAGAGAAUGAGGGUUGUGGUAGAGGAAGAGGUUGAAGAGGAGGAGGAGCAGCCCGAAGAAGAGCCCCUCAGAAGGAGAAGACUGGGGGAAGGAGAAGGAAGCAGUGGCACGAAGGAGGAUAACCCGACGCGCGGUGCUUUGCCGGGCGCUGCACCCUAUCUCCGGUUGAUCCGAUUCCAGGGUGGGCGAGCCGUCAAGAAGGAAAGAGAVCCCYCCCCACGGCCCCCGCCGGCAUCUCCGGAGCUGCUUACGUUACCGUCCACCUCCACAACCCGGUUCGGGAAUAUUAACCCGACCCCCUUUCGAUGUGCGGCGCGCAGUGCGCCCUUGACUUCAUGCGGGCGACCUGCACACGAUGACGACGACGACAGUCAGUCCCUGGCCGCAGCUGCCUUGGAGCCGGGAGAAGAAAGACGGUUACGUAGAGCCCGUGCUCUAGCAGCGGGGAUAGCAGCAGCAAACGCAGCAGCUAGAGAGCAGGCAACAGCAGCCAGAGCAGCAGCAAUGGCUAAUGGCGCAAGCUCUGCUGCGUCAUCAUCUGCGUCCUCGUCAGGGACUAAUGGGGGCCAGUUGGGAAUGCCAACGAGUUCCAUAAGUUCCUCGGACACUUCCGGUUCCACAGGAUCUAGACAGUCUUCUAGUCAAAUGGCAGGCGCACAGUUCAGCCCGUUAACCCCGCGUGAGAGGGAGCUCAGAGAGAUCCAGCAGGUCGAGAGGCUCCGCCGUAAGUUAGAGCAGGACCUGAAAGAUGCUACCGAUAGAGAAAAUGCGAUGAAAACUAGAGCAGCCAGGCUUGAAACUUUAGAGGCUGACAAGGCUGAAUUAGAGGGCUUGGAUGAGUCAUCAUCGACUGACCCGCUGAAAGUUUUGAAGAAGAAUAUGUUGUCAUUGCACACACACGUGGACAGCAAAUUAGACUUCAUGCAGAGCACUCUAGACCAGAUCCUGGAUGCGUUGACAAGGCCAGGAUUCCGCCCACCAGCACAAUCGUCAUUGCCGUUAUCGGCGAUGUCAGGCCCCUUUCCAGUUCAAGCUGGCACACAACCAAGUGGCACAUCUGCAGCAGCCGCACGGACUGUUGCAUCUUCUUCUUCGGGUCCAGUGGUGGUUGCUACACCACCGCAACAGGCUAGUCCUCAACAAGGACAGCCACAAGGUCAAUGGGACCCUAAGACCCCAAUGAAACCACCUCUUGCUUUCUCAGGCGAGGGAAAGGGCGAAGAACUCAACACUUGGUUGAGAACAGUCCCGGUUUGGGUGAAGGCCAACAGAACCUUGCUAGAGGACGAAGUGGUAACUGCGGCUUCUUACCUGGAGGGUAAGGCAACCAAGUGGUUAGAUGGUGUAGUUAUAAAGCCCGGGUAUGGGAGACGCAUGGCAGACUGGGCUAAGUCUCUGACAUUAGACCAGUUCAUGGAAAUGGUAGAAGCUCGAUGGCAUAACCCACAGGAGGCUCAAAAGGCCACUGAUGCCAUUAACAAACUAGACCAACGCAAGUUCAGGUCGGUUAGAGAGCUUACGACUACCGUUGAGAGCCUGAUCCCCGUCCCAGGCAUUAACUACAGCGACCAGUUCCUAUUGACUACGUUUGUCAGAUGUCUCCCAGAGAACAUUAGGAACUUGCUAGCCAGCGAGGCACGCACUGAGUACCACUCGUUUGAGACACUGUCUAGGAAAGCCUUAAACUUGGAGGCCACACUAGGCAAUGCUCAACCAACCUCUCACAAUGACACGAAGAAGAAGAAGAGUCCUCAGGAGUGGAAGAAGAAGGGGGCGAAGUUGAUGAUGGUUGAGUCUGAUGGGACUCAAACUGAGAUCGAUGAGCUCUCUGACCUGAUGGACUACUCAGAGUAUGACGACGAGGAGGUAGCUGAGGGUAGCACCCUCGCCGCAGUAGACCGGGUACGGCACCUUAGUAGACCAGUAGCAUCUACUUUGGCGAACAAGGAGCGCAUGAUUGUAACAGACUACAUCAAGGACGUAGUUUGUACCAUCUCCUAUGGAGGAGGUGAGCUUAACCAUAAGAUUUCGUUCUUGGUUAGCGACGACUUGCCAUUUGAAAUGUUGUUAGGCAUGUACUACCUCGAAUUUGCUAAGCCCCAGUUCGACUGGGAUAAGAAGGUGCUCAAGCAUAAGUUGCCCGAUGAGCGAACUGUCAGAUUGACUAAGUUUAAGGCCAGUAGUAUUAUAGACACCUAUGGCUGCUUGUGCGCAUCAGCGUUCUACAACUACUAUAAGCAGAACCAAGAGGAGGGUAUGUACCUUGUUUACGUCUAUGAGAAGCGGGAGGCCGUUAAAACACCCCCAGAGAUAGAACGCGUCGUUGCUAAGUUCCCUGAUCUGUUCGAGGAGCCCACAGGAGUUGUUGAAAGGGAAGUCGUCCACGCUCUAGAAAUCAUUCCAGGGAUAUCCGCGGAGGGAAUUAGGCCGGAAGAUGCGAAAGUGGCUAGUAUUCGAGACUGGCCACGACCUCAGACAAUCACUGAGGUCAGAUCAUUCUUAGGAAUGUGCGGCUACUAUAGGAACUUCGUAAAGAACUAUUCUACAGUCGCCUCUCCUUUGACUGAUCUAACUCGACUUGACACACCGUGGGACUGGAGUGAUGAGUGCGAGGGUGCUUUCAAGAGAUUGAAGCAUGCACUCAUGAAUCAUGAAGUUCGCAUGGUUCCCGAUCCACAGAAGCCAUUCAUAGUGACCACUGAUGCAAGCCAAUACGGCAUUGGCUCAGUGCCGGCUCAGCAGGAUGGGAAAAAGUUGAGACCGAUUGAGUACAUGAGUAAGAAGAUGCCAUCGAAGAAGUUGGCUAAGUCCACCUACGAAAGGGAACUCUAUGCUCUCUACAAGGCACUUGUCCAUUGGAGACACUUCCUUUUGGGAAGGUUCUUCUAUCUGAGGACUGGUCAUCAGACCCUCAAAUGGAUCAAGACUCGACCGGCUCUUUCUGAUGCACUCAAGCGAUGGAUUGAGGUCAUAGACCAAUAUGAUUUCAAGCUUGAGUACCUGAAGGGAGAGUACAACAAGGUUGCAGACGCGCUAUCCCGUAGAGCAGACUACCUAGGUGCGCUAGUUUCUGACUUUGGCGUAUCUAAUGAAGUAACUCAAUCAUUGGUGGGAGCCUAUCAGGAAGACCCUGUCACGAUGGACAUCAUCCGCAAACUUCAGGCAAAAGAUAAGGCCACGGAAAGUGAGUUUGUGAUGGUGGACGGGUUACUCUAUCUUGAUAAGGCCGGAAUAAAGAGAUUGGUAGUUCCAUCUAGUGAACAGUUGCGUAGUUUGUUUUUAGGCGAAUGCCAUGACGCAAUGGGACACUUUGGCUACAAGAAAACGAGUGCUAAUCUAGUACAGCGAUUUUGGUGGCCUGGUGUGUUCGAUGACGCAAAGAAGUACGUAGAGACCUGUCAGGUCUGUCAGCGGGACAAGCCGCGAACUCAAGCACUGCUUGGGUUGCUUAAGCCCUUACCUAUUCCCGCUGGUCCAGGACAGAGUGUUUCCAUGGAUUUCAUGGACACCCUGGUAACUAGCAAGAGUGGUAAGAGACACAUCUUCGUCAUCAUAGACCGAUUCACCAAGUACGCUAGACUAGUUGCCAUGCCAGAAAGUGCGAGGACUGACCAUGUCAUCAAGUUGUUUAAGGACAACUGGGUGCGGGACUUUGGGUUACCAAAGACUAUCGUUAGUGAUAGACACGUCCGAUUCACAAGUGAGCUAUGGAAGAAGACUGCGGAACAAAUGGGCAGUCAACUUCAGAUGACUUCAGGGAAUCAUCCCGAAGCCAAAGGACAAGCCGAACAGAUGAAUAGAGUUGUACAGCACUUGCUGAGGCAUUACAUCAAGGCCAGCCAAGAUGAUUGGGAUGAGAAGUUGCCACUCAUCGCCAGUCUGUACAACAAUGCUGUGCACAGCAGCACCGGCGUGAGUCCUAACCAGCUACACCUGGGUGGAAGCCUAGAUCCGCGUUAGACUUCCUCCUACCUGAAAACCGACCUGCUGCAACCCCAGGCACACUAGAGUAUGGUGUGCAGUAUGAGAAGUUGCUGCAAGAAGCUGUCGAGCACAUGAAGAAAGCUCAGCAAGCAAUGAUUGCUUCUGAGAAUCAACAUCGUAGACAGUC
Molecule: messenger RNA, 6848 nt
Organism: Chara braunii
Lineage: Eukaryota; Viridiplantae; Streptophyta; Charophyceae; Charales; Characeae
Source: the annotation of a GenBank genome assembly